AUGUUCAGGAAUACUUAUCAGAAAGGGAGACUUUCUAUUUUAUAUAGCUGUGGUUCGAAUCCUUUAUCCAUUUGGAAAUCAAGUGUUAAAAAUGGUCACAUUAAACGUGUAACUGAUAAAGAUAUUAAUUCACUUGUUUUGGAAAUAGUGGGGACAAAUAUUGUCAAAACCUAUAUUACAACACCAAUUGAUCCAAAAAUGUCAUUGGCAAUAAAAUUACCAUUCUUUAUAUUAUUAGUAAAGAAUAUGAGUAAAUUUUUUGCUUUCGAAAUAACUAUACUUGAUGACAAAAAUAUUUUACGUCGAUUCUCAACAUCAAAUUAUCAGAGUAUAACAUGUGUGCAAACAUUUUAUACACGUAUGCCAUUAGGAUUAUCACCGGAUUGGAAUCAAAUUCAAUUUAAUUUAGCUGAUUUUACAAGAAAAGCCUAUGGAACAAAUUAUUUGGAAACUGUACGUGUUUCAAUACAUGCCAAUUGUAGAAUAAGACGUAUUUUUUUUACGGAUCGAUUGUAUACGGAAGAAGAAACACCAAAUGAAUUUAAAUUAAUAUUAGAUAUUUUUGUAAUUUUCAUCUUU
This is a messenger RNA of Condylostylus longicornis, 579 nucleotides long. Its product is annotated as cilia- and flagella-associated protein 20-like. NCBI's taxonomy places the organism in Eukaryota, Metazoa, Arthropoda, Insecta, Diptera, Dolichopodidae. Gene Ontology annotation, cellular component: motile cilium; ciliary basal body. Gene Ontology annotation, biological process: cilium assembly; regulation of cilium beat frequency involved in ciliary motility; positive regulation of cell motility. The annotation marks the transcript as partial. The transcript has 4 exons. The record is from RefSeq and is a predicted model, not a curated record.